Neogale vison (American mink) is the source of this 726-nucleotide messenger RNA. RefSeq lists its product as uncharacterized. The record is from RefSeq and is a predicted model, not a curated record. The transcript has 7 exons. NCBI's taxonomy places the organism in Eukaryota, Metazoa, Chordata, Mammalia, Carnivora, Mustelidae. Bases 1 to 726 code for a protein of 241 amino acids.
AUGCAUAGCAUGGGUGGAAGCACGCACUCAGAGCCAACAUUCCACAUCAGAAGGUUGCGCAGUGGGGAGGUAGCCUCAGAGACACCAAUAGAAUUCACCUGUGCUCUCCUUAUAACUAAAGCAAGUAAUUCAGUGCCCACCACAGAGGAUGUUGUUGGCUCAGAGGAGACUGCAGUUGCCUGGGGUAGUGCAAACGAUUCUCUUAUUUACAUUUACUCAUCACAUUCAAGACUCUCCAGAUCAAUAUUGAAGUACCAGAGACCCAAGAAACAUAAUGUUGAUUUCUACUUUCUCACCCCAACCAUCUUAAAUUUUGAGGUAAUCAGCCUACAACCUGGAGAGGCCUGGUACCCUCAGCUUCUCCUUGGCCAGCUCCUGGAAGAAGUGGCCUGUGUCCCCAAGAGCCACAUCAUCACAGCAGAAAUAGGAGGCAAAGAGGUUUGCUAUAAGCAACGGUUGAAGCUGUGGGCCACUGAGAAAGUAUGGAAAAUGGGCCGACACUGGAGGUCUGUGAAGUAUAGUUGUGAUCUUCGGCUUAAACCUUUGACAUUAGAAGGUAUUACUUUCUUAUUCCUUCGGUAUAAUUUGGACCAUCUGAACUAUGGCAGCACCACCUGGAGUGAUGAUGGAGGCUUCUGGGCGAAGUGUGUUAAGAGCUUGAUGGGAAAAAGAAGAGUCACUGUGAAUGAAACAAAGCAGGUGUUACCUGUUAACCUUAAAGCAUGA